Messenger RNA from Coffea arabica (coffee), 587 nucleotides. RefSeq names its product protein DECREASED SIZE EXCLUSION LIMIT 1-like. NCBI's taxonomy places the organism in Eukaryota, Viridiplantae, Streptophyta, Magnoliopsida, Gentianales, Rubiaceae. The record is from RefSeq and is a predicted model, not a curated record. Gene Ontology annotation, molecular function: protein binding.
AGAACUCCAUUUUGUCCUCUGGACAAAACUCCAUUUUUGCCAUAAGACCCAGAAGUCUCCCCUCAAUUUCCGGCAUUUGAUUGUACUUGGGAGAGAUUGUAAUCUCGAUUGGAAGGUCCAGAUAUAUUCUUCUUCUGAUGAGUGGGUGCUUAGAAUUUGAUGGACGAUGGGCUCGGGAUAGAAAAUGGAAGUUCUGUCUAUUUGCCCCUAAUUUGAUAUCUCACCCCAGGAAUGUGCAUGGCGCUUCAAGCAUUUUUAUCUCCUGAAUCACAGGGCUACCUAAAUGUUUUGACCGGAUAUGAGGAUGGUUCCAUGGCUUGGUGGGAUGUAAGGAAUCCAGAGGUUCCAAUGAAUUCUGUUAAGUUUCAUAAAGAACCAGUUUUGAGCCUUUUUAUUGAUGGGGCAUGCAGUGGUGGUAUCUCUGGAGCUGCUAAUGAAAAACUUGUGUUUUUCUCUUUGGAUUAUCAAUUGGGAUCAGCACUGGUCAAGAAAGAAAUUACAUUGGAGCGACCUGGAAUAGCAGGAACAUCAAUCCGGCCAGAUGGCAAAAUUGCUGCAUUUGCUGGCUAGGAUCACCGGUUAAUCAC